UCGCUGUUUCACUCCCUUGUGUGGGAACUCUGAACAUCUCAGACAUCCGCUCCAUUUUCUGAGAUUUCCCUUGUUUUAAUCGCUGUUGUUGUUGUUCAUAGUGUCGUUUCGCAAAGGGAGGACUGAGAUGCGGUUGACUGAGCAGCGCACCUUCGCUGGCUGGCCGAGACUGACAAUUGCUGGAUUCGCAUUGGCGUCAAUGCUGCUGGUGCUGCUGUCGUUGUCGAUUGCCGUGGCGCGUGCAGCACCCCGCGGAGGGCGACUGGCUGCCGACACGUUUGACGAAGAGCUUGUGCUGCAUGACUUGACCGCGCAAGAGUCGUCUGGUCAGCGCGCUGUCGCAGCCAAAUUUCACUUCACUCUGACGCACAACCACUUUGCAAACGAGGACGAUGAUGCCAGCCAAGCAGGAGCCAAACUCAACCAAAUGCGCUACGAGAGUGAUACUGCGACGAGUACAUCUACCCAGCGGUCGAGCCAAGGAGAAGCCGCCUCGAGCGAUGCAUUGCUGCCAAGCCGCUCCUCAGAUUCAGAGGCAGAGAGCGCCGAGCUGGUCGAUGAUUACUCUGCGUUUCCGCGUGUCGUUGGGCAGAUUGCUCAUACGCUGGGAGUCCAAUCCCUGAGACUUGGAUUUACCCAGGGGCGCUGGCAGUUUGACAACUGGGGACUGGAGGCCAAUCACUCGCCACUGUUUGCUCCCAGCGCAGAGCUCCAAGCCAGCUUUUAUGUCUCAGCCAACCUUUCUACCCCUCAGCAGGACAGCAUCGUCAACCAGCGAUGGGCCUACCUCAGAAACGCACUUGCAGGACUGCUUUGUGCAUCGCUCAACUCUAUCGAUGAGUCAAUCACACACACACCCGCUGUCCUCUCGCACGCGUCAACAAAGUUCGGUCAAGACAUUCGGACGCUGCGUGGUGUGUUGUCGCAUGAGACAGUGUGCACGGAGAAUUUGACACCAUGGCGAAAACUGCUUCCCUGUCGCUCACAGGCUAGUCUCGCAUCCUUGAUUAGCGGUAUUCCGGUUGUCGACACGCUAUACACUUCCAUAAGCGUUGAACUGUCCACGGCUUGCUUGAAUACUGCGUGCACUCAGCGUCGACUCACGCUCGAGCAAACGCUUCUAGCUGUCAUUGAUCCAAGCCGGUCCAAAUUGUUUGCUCUGUCCAACGCGAGUAACAUUCGCGCUUGUCCUGCUGCCAGAUCUUCGAUUGUGUCCUCUACUUUCAACGUGUCUGGAGCGAGUUUCCUUGCCAAAGCCUUCCAAGAACGCAUCGUGGUCAAUGCGAACGCAUGGGUCUCGCUUCCCGUCCCCAUCCGCACUCAGCGCUUUCUCCGUGGGUCGGUGAACAGCCCGGGUCACUUGGUCACGCAGCUGAGCAAUCUCGAUUCUGCACCACUUUCAGUCUUGUACCAAGACGUUGUGCCCUGGUUUUUGCCGCUGUACUCGUAUGGCUUGGAGGUAACGACCUACAGUGUCAACGGGAUGGCAAAUUUGACAGCUCUGGUUCAAAAGUCAAUUCGCCCAAGCAAACUACGCGGCCGACCCACGGUGAUUGAGCUGAGCUUGGUGUUGCCCGCCAACUCGACUACCAUCAUUUCCGUUCCGUGCGACCGCGCAUUUUUGCACUUUACCGAGUACCCAGCCGAUGCCAGUCGUGGGUUUGAUAUUGGACCGGCGACCAUCUUCUUCCGAGCGGCAUCCAGCUCUGCGCCCAUUCGACAAAUGCACACAAAUGCGCUGCUGGUGAGCCUACCCAUCCCAGACUUUAGCAUGCCGUACAAUGUGGUGUGCAUGACGAGCACGGUGAUUGCGCUGGCGUUCAGCUCCAUCUUCAAUGCAACCACCCGCCAAAUGGGGCUCAAGUCUCCAAAAGUCAAAAAGGGUGCUGCAGCCACGCCCAGCCUUGGCAAGGCGGCUCCCGAACCUCCAGAAGCCUCUCAAACUGGAUGAAUACAGGAACAGUCAGACCAACGAUGACCUUAAAGACCGAAAAUAAAAAAUACAAAAAAAAAAAACCC
This is a messenger RNA of Capsaspora owczarzaki ATCC 30864, 2019 nucleotides long. RefSeq lists its product as hypothetical. The coding region runs from base 128 to 1951 and encodes 607 amino acids. Gene Ontology annotation, biological process: attachment of GPI anchor to protein. The transcript has 7 exons. Gene Ontology annotation, cellular component: GPI-anchor transamidase complex. The record is from RefSeq and is a predicted model, not a curated record. NCBI's taxonomy places the organism in Eukaryota, Filasterea, Ministeriida, Capsasporidae.